AUAGCCGGAGUCUUCUGAGAAAGGAGACCGAAAACCAAGCUGUAGACAGUUAUAUGUCGUUUCCUGUGGAUUAUAAUAACCAAUGGCUCGUCGGUGAUGUACUUUCAAUAUCUACAAGACCUUGGGGGUUGAUAUCCAGAAUCUUUUUGGACAUCAUCCCGGUAUUGUAUUUUUGACCGGAUGCAUUUGAUGAUGGCUUGGAACCGUCCCACACCUUGAAAUUAGUCCUACCCGGAUCGAAUUACCGGUCGUGUUACGUUUCCUACCUAAAGCACCGACCUCACCACCUCCGCGCCUGGAACAGGUGGAAACGUGUCAUUUAUUUUUGUUGUUGUUGUCACCACCCACCUGGAAGUGGCAUGGGUAACCAGGUUGAGAAACUGACACAUCUGACUUAUGACAAUGUUCCGACCGCGGAUCCGAACGGGUUUGACACGGAGGAUGAGCUGGGGCCCCGGAUCGGAGUGUCUUAUAUCUUCUCCGCGGACGACGACGAACAAGAGGAACGUGUUGACGGACCGGACAAGGAUCAGAACGAGGAAGCGAAACAAUACGAUAACUGCAACGAGCUGGAGUGUGUUGUGUACUACCGUGACGAAUCUGUGUACGAGAAAAAUCUCAAACUCUCUGAUAUGAGCACGUAUUCCACUGAGAAUCUUUUAAACAAGUGCAUACCGGGGGAUUUGGUGGAGUUCGUGGCUACGGGCCAGUACCCUCACUGGGUUGUGUACGUGGGCGACUUUCAGGUCGUUCACCUGCACCGGGCUGAAAUCAAGAAUAAUUUCCUGACAGAUGCCAGUCAGGGAAAGCGAGGCAGGAUAGUAAACGGGCUGUAUAAAUUCCGCGCGCUGCCUCCGGAGGUGGUGGUGCAGAACGCGGUGCAGCAAGUAGGAACGAGAGACAGAGAGCUGGACUGGAGGAACUCUGAGUGCUUUGCUGCGUGGUGCAGGUUCGGGAAGAGGGAAUUUAAAAUCGGAGGAGAGAUCCGUAUCGGAAAGCAGCCCUACAGGUUGAAAAUGUUGUUUUCUGAAAAGAAAAGUCACGUCCUUGAAUUUCAGAGUUUUGACGACUUGAUCAUGGAGAAGAGGAGAAACGAUCAGAUGGGCAGAGAUGCGGUGACGCAAGAGUUGGCUAACCAUCUCAACGCAACCGAUGCGGAAAUUAAGGACGACUUUCAUCAGAGUGUAAACUGAAAGACCCCAAGAGAAACUGAUGGUAAUGACUUGGGCAGCGUUCAGCUUUAGGAUACAGGAGCCCACGUGACUAGACCACUGUUGGAAAUCGUAUAUUGUGUUUUUUUUUGGCGCAAUGCCGUGCGCCUUUUUAUGCGUACCAACGCAUUUAUAUUGGUUUGAGACGAAGUAGCAACUCAACCAAUGAAGUGCAUUUAAUUUACCAACACGUUCUACCUUGAGAUAAGGACACCUUGAAACACACAAACAUUCCCAUUUAAUACUGAACAAAAAAAUAUAAACUCAACAUGCAACAAUUAUGGAAUUUACUGAGUUAUGGUUCAUAUAAAGAAAACGUAUAUGGAUAUAUGGAUAUAGGGUCUAAUGUUCACUAUCGGAUGUAAACAUGUAAAUAUGCAUCUUUUGGUCACAGAUACAUUUAUUUUUUAUUUUUAUGAGCCUCAGGAUCUCGUCACGGUGUCUCUGGACAUUACAAAUUGCCCUCGAUGAUUUAAAAUGCAAAAUUGUGUCCGUUGUGUCCGUAGCGGAUACCUGCCCCAUACCAUA
This is a messenger RNA of Oncorhynchus keta (chum salmon), 1739 nucleotides long. Its product is annotated as protein LRATD2-like. The transcript is spliced from 2 exons. The record is from RefSeq and is a predicted model, not a curated record. Lineage: Eukaryota; Metazoa; Chordata; Actinopteri; Salmoniformes; Salmonidae. Bases 360 to 1193 code for a protein of 277 amino acids.